UGACGUUAGGUUAGCUAGCAUGUGGAGGCGUCAUCAGGUAUCAUGAUAAACUGUGUAUGUUAAGGAAAUGUUUCGUGUCUGACUGGUCACUACUGGCUGGGUGUUGUUAUUAUGGUGACGUGAUCGUCCGUCUGGGAGCAUGGUUGAGAAAGAACGAGUGCAAUGCAGGAAGUGCCGCAAAGUGCUCCUCUUUAAGGAUGAAUUUUGUCUUCUUGAUGCCCAUAGCCAGGAGUACCAUGAUACUGUGGGAAAUAUGAGUGGGGAGUCUGGAAGCUGUUGCCCAUCAGUGAUGGAACACAACUGCCUGUAUUUAUCAGAGGAAUCUUUCCCAGCCUUCAUAUUGACAGCUGUAAACGAAAGUUCUUGGACUAAGGGGAAAAUAAACUGCCCAAGUUGUCAGGCUCGUCUUGGAUCAUUCAACUUUGUGUCUGGCAGUCAGUGUGCCUGUGGCUCUCAUGUUCUCCCACAGGUUCAUAUACUUAGAUCUAAGGUCGAUUGGAUGAAAAUAGGUGAAGCAUUGCCUCGUCCUGUGUCAUUUCCUGAUCGUGCUGUUGCUCUAUCUUCUGUCACAUUACCCUUUGAGGUGAACUCAUCCAUGUGUACUUACGAAGAUACUGCCAGUGUUGAAGCUGUUGCUACCCGUCCUUCUGGAGAAAACAUCAACAGUGGUUGCUCUCCAGCUCAGCAAACUGCCUUGAAAACAAACUUUAAUGAUUUAAGUGGUAAAUCUUCUAAACCAAGAAACAGGACAGGUAAAAGUGAAACAUCAAGGAAAUCAAGACAGCAAAUAAGGCAUGAACAACAUGUGUCUGAAGAUGAAAUUGAAGUAAGACAGUCGAGUAACAGAGUUACAGCUGAUAUAGUGUCAAAGUCUAUACCUGAUGAAGUAAAUACAGAGAAGGAAGAAAAGGAGGAGUCAAUUCCUGAAAGUCUUGUGUGCCCUGUGUGUCUGGAUGUGCUGUACAGUCCACUGGUUGUACAACCUUGUGGGCACAAAUUCUGCGAGCCUUGUCUACGCCGCUUAGCUCAACCAAACCCUACAUAUACACACUGUCCUCUUUGCAGACAGAUAAUUGGCGAAUGUAUGCCUUGUCCAGAAUUGGCAACCGAGGUACGUGAAAAUUUCUCUGAAUUGUAUGAACAGCGACGUCAGUUUGAGAAAAAUCACAACAGCCAACACCUACCACUGCCUUGGGACAAAAAUUACAGGUGGAGGCAGAUUCAUCAUGAUGGCCGCAGUUGGGUUGACAGAGCUGGAGGUUGGAGUACAGUAAUAGGGAUGGGUUCAUUAUAUAUCCUGGGUAUUGGAAUCUGGUUAUACCUUGUUGUUUCUGGAAAAAUAAUGUUUGAUACAUUUCCUCACUCAGUCACUAAAUCAAUGAGUCGCAAUUUUGUAAUGUAGAUGACUUGACUGCAUACAUAAAGGUCAUCCAUACUCUUUUAGGUGCCCCUGACAGAAGAACAGUUGACACACAAUAUAGGGUGUGUGUGUGUAUAUUUUAUAUUAUAUAUUAUAUAUAAAUAUA
This is a messenger RNA of Procambarus clarkii (red swamp crayfish), 1526 nucleotides long. Its product is annotated as E3 ubiquitin-protein ligase RNF180. The record is from RefSeq and is a predicted model, not a curated record. Gene Ontology annotation, molecular function: ubiquitin conjugating enzyme binding; ubiquitin protein ligase activity. Gene Ontology annotation, biological process: norepinephrine metabolic process; serotonin metabolic process; positive regulation of proteasomal ubiquitin-dependent protein catabolic process. Gene Ontology annotation, cellular component: endoplasmic reticulum membrane. NCBI's taxonomy places the organism in Eukaryota, Metazoa, Arthropoda, Malacostraca, Decapoda, Cambaridae.